UCGUGCAUCGGAAGUAUCGGUAUUAAGAGGAUCGCGUAUAUCCGCUUGAGUAAUUUUCUCAAAGAGCUGUCUAGUACAGAUGAUGAUACGAUAUCAAAGCUGAUUUAGAAGUGGGUUUACACGAUUGAAAUAGAUUCUGAUUGUCUUCUUCAGUGAUAAAUCAUCAAAAAGUAACUAUUAUUUGUAUAAGUGUGUCUUCCUUUUUAACAGUCACAAAAAGUAAAUUAUUGAAAGUGGAUAACAUUAGGAAACAAUUAUGUUCGGAUGGUCAGAAAAGAGCCAGGUGCUGCGUCUUAUCGCUAUUGAAGUCAUUCUGAUGGUACUGAUGGGAUUAUUCACAGCCUAUGGACCCGAGGUGUCACCACGAAAUGUGACGGUCAAGGCUACUUCUGAAGCAUCAAAUAAAAUUCAAAAAGACACAUCUGUCUAUCCAAUGUAUCAAGACAUCCACGUCAUGAUAUGGAUUGGAUUCGGCUUCCUAAUGACUUUUCCUAAACGAUAUGGGCAGAGCGCAGUUGGAUUAACAUUUCUGGUUGGCGCCAUACUCGUUCAAGUAGCUUUGCUCUUUGAUGGAGUCGUCAAUGUUAGCAAGAACGGGAAGGCUCCCCUAUCUUUAAUAGGACUUUUGAAUGCUGAUGUAGCAGUUGCAGCCCCUUUAAUUUCUAUGGGGGCGGUUCUGGGUAAAACUACCUAUAUGCAACUUAUCUUUAUGGGUAUCGUCGAACUUGCAAUGUACACGGUCAAUAAAUACAUUGGCGAGUAUUAUUUUAUGGCAGUUGAUACUGGAGGGAGCAUGUUCGUUCACGUCUUUGGAGCUUAUUUUGGAUUGGCUGUGAGUUUUGCUUUUGGGAUGAAAGAGAAACCUAAAGCGCAUCAUCUAGAAGGGUCUACGUAUCAAUCUGAUAUUUUUGCUAUGAUUGGAACAAUUUUUCUAUGGCUCUUCUGGCCUUCCUUCAAUAGUGCCACUCUUCAAGGCGAUGACCAACAACGAGCCAUCAUAAAUACAUUACUUGCAAUAGUUGCAAGUUGUGUGAUGUCCUUUGCUAUUUCAGCUCUCGUAUCUAAUCAAAAUAAAUUCAACAUGGUCCACAUUCAAAAUUCAACACUGGCGGGCGGUGUGGCCAUUGGGACUGCUGCAGGAAUGAUGUGUCAACCAAUUGGAGCAUUAGUUUUAGGUGGAUUAGCCGGUGUUUUGAGUGUUCUUGGAUACAAAUAUCUCACUCCACUAAUCCAAAAACGACUAAGAAUUCAUGACACGUGCGGAGUACAUAACUUGCAUGGAAUGCCGGGAGUAAUUGCUGGAAUUUUUGGUGCUUUGAUGGCAGGCAUAGCUACUGAAGACAUGUACAAUGAUUCAAUAUACCAGAUAUUUCCUGCGCGAGCUCCCAGUUCAGGUGGAAGGCUGAUUGAAUUAAGAGAUAAUUUAGGAAUAUGUGCUGGUCUUGAUCGAACUGGUGGUCAACAAGCUGUUUAUCAAUUAGCUGCACUUGCUGUAACUCUUGCAAAUGCUAUAGUAUCCGGUUUAAUUACAGGAAUAAUUUUACGUAUGGAUAUUUGUGGAAUUGUAACGGAAGACGAAAAAUUUAACGAUAAUUUCCAUUGGGAACUUGAAGAUGAUGCUGAACAAGAAAUUUCCCAUAAACCUCGAGAAAGUAAUAUAACAAGAGUUGAACAAAUUGUAAUGAGUAAUAUGUAAAAUUUAUCCCUUCUCAAUAAUAAUUCGUAUA
This is a messenger RNA of Chelonus insularis, 1727 nucleotides long. It is a transcript of the gene Rh50, whose product is annotated as Rhesus blood group-associated glycoprotein Rh50. Gene Ontology annotation, molecular function: ammonium channel activity. The coding region runs from base 257 to 1696 and encodes 479 amino acids. Gene Ontology annotation, cellular component: plasma membrane. NCBI's taxonomy places the organism in Eukaryota, Metazoa, Arthropoda, Insecta, Hymenoptera, Braconidae. The transcript is spliced from 9 exons. Gene Ontology annotation, biological process: ammonium transmembrane transport; ammonium homeostasis. The record is from RefSeq and is a predicted model, not a curated record.